UUUCCGUCGAUUUUUAGCCUGCUCGCAGCCUCCGACACCGGCGAUGGCACCGGCCGGAGACCCGCCGCCGGCGACCAAGUACUUCUGGGGCGACUCUCCGGAGCCCGACGAGUACUACGCCUCUCAGGGGCUCCGGCACGCUGAGUCCUACUUCCAGUCCCCGCACGGCCGCCUCUUCACCCACUCCUUCCACCCGCUCUCCGCGGCCCACGACGGGGAUGUCAAGGGCGUCGUUUUCAUGACCCACGGCUACGGCUCCGACUCUUCCUGGCUCUUCCAGAGCAUCGCCAUCAGCUACGCGCGGUGGGGGUACGCCGUCUUCUGCGCUGACCUCCUCGGCCACGGCCGCUCCGACGGCGUCCACGGCUACCUCGGCGACAUGGAGUCCGUGGCCGCGGCGUCUCUCUCCUUCUUCCUCUCCGUGCGGAGGAGCGACUCCUACGCGUCCCUCCCGGCGUUCCUGUUCGGCGAGUCCAUGGGCGGCGCGGCCAUGCUGCUCAUGUACCUCCGCUCCCCGCCGGACGCGGCGUGGACUGGGCUCAUCUUCUCCGCGCCGCUGUUCGUGAUCCCGGACGACAUGUACCCGUCCCGCAUGCGCCUGUUCCUGUACGGUCUCCUCUUCGGGCUCGCCGACACCUGGGCGGUGCUCCCGGACAAGAAGAUGGUGGGCAAGUCGAUCCGUGACCCGGCGAAGCUCAAGGUUAUCGCGUCCAACCCCAGGCGGUACCGCGGCGCGCCGCGGGUGGGCACGAUGCGGGAGCUGGCCCGCGUGACGGCGCUGCUGCAGGCGAGCUUCGGGGAGGUGACGGCGCCGUUCCUGGCCGUGCACGGCACCGAGGACGGGGUCACCGCGCCGGAGGGGUCCAGGAUGCUGUAUGAGCGCGCGCCCAGCGAGGACAAGGAGCUCAUCAUCUACGAGGGGAUGUACCACUCGCUCAUCCAGGGCGAGUCCGACGAGAACCGCGACCGCGUGCUCGCCGACAUGCGCGCGUGGAUCGACGAGCGCGCCCGCCGCUACGGCCCUGCUGCCGCCGCCACGAACGGGGACGCCAAGGAGGCCUCGACGGCUUGACGGGGCGGUGCAAUGUCCUCGUCUCCUCUUCUUCUCUGUUUCCUGUUCUCGUUCAUCCCUUUUGAUAUAAUUUAUGGAGAUGAUGCCAUUGCCGUUCAAUUUGGACUGCAAUGAUCCGAAGCUGAUAGCACCAAGUAGUAGUGUACUAUAGCUUCUUCCUUCGAUUAAAGAUGCAGAAACGAUUCGAUCUGCCAAUCAUCUUGUCGAAUUUUACUGAAUUUGUUGCCGGCAAAACGAGUAUCAUCAGUCAAGCUCGAUAACGUUGAGAGCAAAAGGAGGCCCAAGGAAGUUUCGGAUCUGAUGAAU
Molecule: messenger RNA, 1378 nt
Organism: Phragmites australis (common reed)
Lineage: Eukaryota; Viridiplantae; Streptophyta; Magnoliopsida; Poales; Poaceae
Product: caffeoylshikimate esterase
Exons: 1
Coding region: 44-1072 (342 amino acids)
Cellular component (GO): membrane
Molecular function (GO): lipase activity
Source: RefSeq, a predicted model, not a curated record